Gymnodraco acuticeps is the source of this 2594-nucleotide messenger RNA. RefSeq lists its product as uncharacterized. NCBI's taxonomy places the organism in Eukaryota, Metazoa, Chordata, Actinopteri, Perciformes, Bathydraconidae. The transcript is spliced from 9 exons. Bases 1254 to 2045 code for a protein of 263 amino acids. The record is from RefSeq and is a predicted model, not a curated record.
UUUAAUUUUACAAACACAUAAUAUUUUUAUCUGUAUUAAGUCAACGGUGGGUCUGACUACGUGAGCGUUACACAAGCUGCUGGUGAGCAGUGUGGCAGGUUGCUGCGGUGGGUUUAAUAACAAAUAACCGUGACUUAUAGCCGUGUUAGUUAACAUUUAAAUCAUCACGCGUGUGUGAGCUAAUGGAUGCUUGCUAUGAGCUAAGGGAAUUUACAGUACUGUACCUGUGUUGUUUGCAUUUCUGUCUAAUAAAAUAUUCAAUCAAUCAAACAGUAACAUGUAGCUAUCUUUUAAGACUGGAUCAUUCAUUCCUUAACUGUACUUCGAUUUCUGUCUGAUGUUUGUCUGUUAGUUUGAAAGUCUGAAAGAUGUCAGAUAAGAAGAAGAAGAAGCAGCAGAGAGAUCUGCUGUCAUUCUGGGCAAUGGAGGGUCAACCACCCCCUGCCAAACUUGCCAGGUCAGAGGAAACAGUGGAGGAGGCUUUGGAACUCUCAGUGAAUGACAGAGCGGAGGAAAAUGAGUGUCCAGAGGGCACAGAGAAUGAGACUGCAGAGGAGACAGAAGAUGAUGAUGUAGAAGAGAUUAAGGCUCCAGAGGACACAGAGGAUGAGACAGAAGAGCCAGCAGAGGAAACGGUGGAGAUGAGAGUAGAAACAGGGAAAAAGCAGAGUGCUAAAAGUGCACUUUUAAAAGGGAGUGGACAGCAGAAUGGCCAUUCAUCACUAUAGGCACCACCACCUCCUACUAUUGGUGCUCUAUAUGCAGACAUGAGAACAGCUGUGCCCAUCAAGGAAAGGCAGAUGUCAUCAGGCAUAUGAAAAGCAAAGGGCAUCGUGCCAAAGAACAGGCAAUACAGUCAACAACCACGAUUGCACCUUAUUAUGCCCCAGUCUCUGUUGGUGGCAUGACAGCACAAGAGGCCAAGACAAGGAGAGCUGAGGUAAAGGUGGCAGUGUCAAUGGUCGAACACAAUGUGCCGUUUGCAGUAGCAGAUCACUUCAGCCCAUUGCUAAAAGAAUGCUUCAAAGAUUCCCCUACUGCACAGAACUACAAGUGCGCCCGCACAAAAACAUUGUGCAUAAUAAAUGAAGCAGUGGCCCCACAUUUUAGAAAGGAACUGGUCAUGAAGAUGAGGACCAAUCCUUUCACAUUAAUCACAGAUGGAUCAAAUGAUACAGGAAGAGAGAAGAUGAACCCACUCACUGCGGGUAUAUGACAGUUCCACCAGUAAAGUUGUCCACAGGUUUCUGGAUAUGUGCCCCACCAGCGGGCCAAGCUGCGGCACAGCUGAAGUGAUAUACCAGAAGAUGGACGAGGCCUUGCAAAAAAACGCCAUACCAUGGAGAAACUGUGUGAGUCUGUCUGUUGAUAAUGCACCUGUCAAUACAGGAGCAAGAAAUUCCAUCGCAUCCAGAAUUCUUAAAGAACAUGGCAGCAUCUACAUCCAUGGGUGCCCCUGUCACGUCAUCCACAACACUGCCAAACAGGCUGGCCUGGGCUUUUUGGAGGUGUGUGGAUUUGAUCCAGAGGAUCUGACUGUGGAUGUGGGAUACUGGUUUAAAGGAAGCACCAAUCGUAAAGGUUACCUGACAGAAUUCUGUGAGCUCCAUGGAAGCGAGUAUUUAGAAAUACUUAUGCACGUUUCCAUUCGAUGGUUGAGCCUGGAGAGGUGUUUGACUCGUACCCUGCAGCAGUAUGAACCACUGGCCAGCUACUUCAAGUCAUCAGAUGAGAAACAACCAAGGUUCAGGAGGCUGUUGGAAGCAUUCUCUAACCCAAUGACAGAGGUGUACCUGCUGUUCUAUCAAGCAACGUUGCCAGUCUUCUCCACCUUCAACCUCCUCCUCCAGAGAGAGAAGUCCUCCAUCUUCCUUCUACAUGAUGAGAUACGGAGUUUCAUCCGCAAGUUGCUUUCAAAGUUUCUGAAGCCUGCAGCACUGCAGCACCAGGGACUGCAUGAAAUCCUCUAUAAGGACCCAUCAAACCAACUGCCAGGUUUCCUGAACUUCUCCCAUACAAUGGACCUGACGAGCGUGACAAACUGAGUGAGGAGUUUCUGGACUACCAGUCCAUGGACAUUGCCAUGCCCGAAGACCCAGCCACGUUCGACAUAGAGAACUUUUGGGGGAACAUGGCAUCAAUGAAGAAUAAGGUGACCGGGAUGAGUUGGUGUUGGUACUUCCGCAUUCAAAUGCUGAUGCUGAACGAGUGUUCUCUGUGGUGGGACUGAACAAAACCAAAACCCGAAACAGUUUGGCUCUUGAUGGAACUCUGUCAUCCAUCAUGACUGUGAAGAUGGCAAACCUUGAGCCACAGUGUUUCAAAUGGGAGCCCCCUCCCUCUGUCAUCAAGGCAUCAAAAUCGGCCACAAACACCUACAACAUGAGACAUGUCAUGUAAAAGAAAAAAACAUAAACAAAGACAUGCACUUUAUUUUUUUAUAAUAUAUAUUAUAUAUAUAUUAUUCUGGUUCUAAUGUUGUUACACUUAAAGAAAAAAAUGCACUAAAGGAAAAGGCUGCUAUUGGUUCUUAAAAGGCUGCUAUUGUUUCAUUAUAUUGACAUUUUAUAAAUAAAUGUAUUUUAUUUGUUAAA